GUGCUCCGGUGAUCUGGUUUAACGCUGCUUAACCCCGUGGAGGAGUGGGGCGGUGAUAGGAUUUUGGCUGUUGCUCAUAAAUAUCCAUACAUGCAAUCAUAUUACCUCUGAUUGGCCAACAGCAAUGCGACACCAGCGAGAUGGACCUAGUCUCUGUAAAAUGCAAAAUCCACCAGGGAUUGGGUUUUAAAUUUUUAACUAGUGUAAACAGAACUGAUUUAAACAUUUGUACUUCGCUGGUGGUGUUCCAUAGACAAAUUCUAACCAUUUGUUCCUUCGCUCUAAAAUGACUGGGCAAAGCAUAAAACACUGAUGUGAUAUCAUAUUUGCACAAAUAACACAGGAACGAACUGCCAUGUUGUUUCUAGUGCUGUUAGCUCCUAUCUGACAAGAUGUACCUGGCUGUGUGCUUUUUUCUGAGGGACUUGUUUUUCUAAACAUUUUCUUUUACUAGUUACUGCAGACAAUGGAGGUUGAGGAAGAGUUUCAUGUGCAGAAAAAGUGGAUUUUAGCAGAAGGACACCUUUAAAGUUAUUUUAUGCAUACGUUUAUACAUGUAAUUUCAUGGGGACAGAAAUGGCACCAAUUUUGCAGAAUAUGCCUUCAGGUAGCACCCUCAGGUAGUUCUCCAGGUGCCAGCAUCUGUAAAUAAAAUCACGAUAAGUCGACUGACAAGCAUGAACGAAAAGGUUGAAUAGGGGAACAGACUGCAGAAAAACAUCUCUAUAAUAUUCAUGCAUUUCCACUAUCUUAACGUACUGUGUGUAUAAACAGUCUUUUUUUAUUAAAGUAUCUAUAUUUAUUUUUAAGAUCUCAGUGCCACGUUUUUAAUAUCAGGGCCCUCGGAAUUCUACCAAUGAAGUGUGAGGCUACUUUGAGCUUGUUAAUGGUGUAAAAAUUGUAAAUGUAAAAUGAAAUCCACAUCUUUAUAAAAGUUGUCAGUAGCAGAGGGAAGCAUGAAGUGCUGUAAGAUUUUGAGGGAAAACAAAACUGCUCUGACUUUGGACUUGAUAAUAAAACACAGUGGAUCAACACCAGCAGAUGAUGAACAUGUCUCUCCAAACAAACCAUCACUGAUUGGUGGAAACUUCACUCUAGACCUCAAGCAGUUUGGACUGUGUGUCUCUCCACUCUUCCUCCAGACUCUGCUCCCUUUAUUUCUUAGCUAAAUGCAAAAUUUACUGAUGAUCAGUAAUGGUUUGGAGAGUCAUGUCAUCUGCUGGUGUUGGUCCCUGUUUUUUUUUUUUUAAAGAAAUGUCACUGAAGUGUGCUGCUACAGCGACAAAGGAAAUAAAAUGCGAAGAAAAAAAAGUUAAAAGAACUGAAGGACAGAAACCAAAGAAGUGGGUGUGGUGUAAUAAUGUGCACUUUUUACGGUAAGGUGAAAUGCAUGCUCAGCUACACUGCAACAAACUAAAUCUUAGCAAGUGAAAUUUUCUAAAUUUAAGGCAAUAAAUAUUAUUUUUUUUCUCUGAUAAGACUUUUUUUUCUUACUAAGCAUUGUGUAAGUGUUAGAUUAUUUUGCUUAUUUUAGGGAUAAUUAUCUUAAUCAUUCUUAAUUUGUACCUUAUUUUAAGUAAUUUGAACUCGAAAUAAGCACAAUUCUUGUGUCCAAAAACGGUGACUUUAGGUGUUACUUCACUCAUUUUGAGACUUUGCCAUUGCUUUUUGUUAGAAAUCUUACUAAGAAAUUUUUGCUUACCCCAUUGGCAGAUUUCUUUGCUUAAUAUACAUAUAUUUGUCUUAAUUUGCAUAUAUUAUUUUCUAGUUUUUGCCAAUGGAUUUUUUGCAGUGUAUAAGCCUAGACAUAGGCAUAGACACUGGAACUGCUUCUUAGCUUCUAUGAUGCUGAAAAAGAUAAAAUCAAAACUUCCAUUGAAGAGUUGACCUUUAUCUUAAGAGCAUCAGUAGCUUGAACUGUUAAAGAAAAAAGUGACUCAAAUAAGGUGUUUAUUUUAGGCUACUUUUAUACUAUCUAAAAGUCAUGGCCACAGCUAUUUUCUCAUUUUCACACCAAAUUAAGUCAAAGACUAAGAUUUUUUUUGUAUAUUUGUGACCCCUGCUAUCCAUCUAUUGGUCUAAUUGCAGUUGCAGUUGAUAUCUGUGCCUUGAACAGGAUGAGCUGAUGUGAUAAUUGACCAUGAGCUCUGAUUUCUUGUUUUUUAGGUGUGCUCUCUUCAGACACCAUGGCGAAUCUGUGACCUCCGUACCACUCCAACUGAACGAUGGACUCUGAGGACCUCCCAGCAAAGGACGCUCCACUCACUGUUAAUGAGCAGCCGUUCUCUGUAUGACUGCAGUUUUUACAGCUGUUAGGUUCCUGCAUGACAAAAACAGGUUAUCGUCAUGUCUGGUCAGGAGACCAUCCGUGUGCUGGAAGUGGAAGUGGACGCUACGGUGCCGCCCUCCCGGGUGGAUGUGAAGGUUGAGGCUGGAGCAGAGGACCGGGGAGCUCUGACUUUAGAGCCGUCUGAGGGAGUAGUGCAGGACAUCCCAGCACCACAUUCCAGCAUCACGACCUCUGUUUGCACUGAGACAGCAGCCCCUGCAGUUCAGACUGUUACAGCCCCUCUCAGCCUCUCCCUGCCCCAGACCCAGGCCGCCAUGCCCAUCACUGUCCAGGCCUGCCCACAGGUUCUGACCCAGGAUGGCUUGGCUACUCUGAUGACUGGUAUGAUGGCGCAGCAGGGAUCACUAGGCCAGCCCCUGUUGAUCCCCCUCAGUAUGGCGGGGUCAGUGGGAGGCCAGGGUGGCCUGGCUGUGCUCACCUUGCCAACGGCUACUGUGGCAACUCUGCCUGGUCUUACUGCAGCAGGUGCAGCUGGUGGACUUAUCAAGCUGCCUUUUGCUGGGCUGCAAGCUGCUACUGUUCUGAACUCGGUCCAGUCUCAGCUCCAGGCUCCAGCGCAGACGGUUCUGCAGCCACAAGCAGCUGCGCUUCAGUCACUGCAAGCAGCUGUGCAGCAGGCCACCCCAGUAAGCACUGCGCAGGUGGCUGCUGCUACUGCGGCUCCAGUUCUGCAGAAGGUUUCCGAGCCCAGUGCCUCUGUCGCAACACUCCAGACCGGGGGUCUCACCAUCAACCCUGCUAUUAUCAGCACCGCCUCACUGGGUGCCCAGCCGCAGUUCAUCAGCUCUCUGACUACAACUCCCAUCAUCACUAGCGCCAUGUCCAAUGUGGCAGGACUCACCAGCCAGAUCAUCACUAAUGCACAGGGACAGGUGAUUGGCACAUUGCCUCUGCUGGUGAACCCUGCGUCUUUAGCUGGAGCGGCUGCAGCGCCUGCAUUUUCCGGUCAGGGUCUUCAGGUCCAAACAGUGUCCCCUCAGCUGCUGCUGAACCCACAGGGUCAGAUCAUAGCCACCAUUGGAAACACUCCGGCUGCAGCUGCUGCUACCACCCCCACCACCUCCACAGUGCUGUCUAAAGCCCCUGGACCUCUGACUCACAAGACAACCGCACAGGGUCCUGUUGUGACUGUAGCCCAGUCUCCGCUGGUGAUCACCCCACAGCCCUCAGCCGGUAAAAUAGUCUCCUCCAUCUCCUCAGCUGUGCCUAUUGCCUGUGCAGAGAUGCCUACCGUGGGCCAGCUUGUUAGCAAGCCACAGUCUGGAGUGAGUGAAGAAGAGGGCAUUAACCUGGAGGAGAUCAGAGAGUUCGCCAAGAACUUUAAGAUCCGACGGCUCUCGCUGGGACUGACCCAAACACAGGUCGGCCAGGCUCUCACAGCCACUGAAGGACCUGCUUACAGCCAGUCUGCAAUCUGCAGGUUUGAAAAGCUUGACAUCACGCCGAAGAGUGCUCAGAAGCUGAAGCCUGUUUUGGAGCGUUGGCUGGCCGAGGCCGAGCUCUGGAAUCAGAAGGGGCAGCAGAACCUGAUGGAGUUUGUCGGCGGGGAGCCAUCCAAGAAACGCAAGCGCCGCACCAGCUUCACCCCGCAGGCCAUCGAGGUUCUGAACACCUACUUUGAGAAAAACGCCCUUCCUACCGGCCAGGAGAUCACCGAAAUCGCCAAGGAGCUUAAUUACGACCGGGAGGUGGUGAGAGUGUGGUUCUGUAACCGCAGACAGACUCUGAAGAACACCAGUAAGAUCAACGUGUUUCAGGUGCAGUAAGGGAAGACUCUGAACUGUUUAGCGUGCAAUACGAGACUGAAAAUACGGAAUAACGGACCUAAACUGUUCUUUUGUACUGUAACUUUAAAAAGAUGGUGCUUUUUGUGUGUGUGUUUUGAGUGUCUAAGGUAGUGCUCCUGUUUGAUGGACUUGAUGAUGGAUUUAAAUGCAUGAAUGGUCGAUCUAUGGACGGAGUAGUACAAAAUAUGCUCCUCUAAUUUUCUGUAUUUUUUUUUUUUAUUACUCUGCAUGAGGUACUCUCAUUUAAAACAUUGACCACUGAUGAAGCUUCAGUGAGAAAUUGAGCAAUUUGAUUUAAUUCAAUAUGUAAAUAGGCCUGUCAUGAUAAGUUGUUUUUGGAAGAUAUAUUGUUGUAGAAAUGAUUUAAGACAUUUUAUGCCACUAAUAUAUUGGCAGUGCUGUAGCAUAAUAAUUCAUGCAUUUACACUGCAUUUGCUUUUUAGGAGCAAUGGACUUUUAAUUACUAGGAAUAUUCAUUGGAAUUGAAAUAUAUAAUAUAAAUAAAAAAAAAUGAAAUAAAUAUAAAAAAACAAAGUCAGUGUAGCAGCUGAGCUGAUUUACUUAAUAAACAUUUUUGACUGAAUAAAACGACACAAUAAAGUAAACACAUUGAGUAAUACUGAGGGCAGCAAAAAUGAUUUGUACAAUAAGUCUAUAAUGUAUGUAAUUAUUGUGACAGGCCUGUAAACUGUAAAUUGUAAAUUUAUGUUACUGUGGUCAUCUUUUUAAAUACCUUAACAUUACAAUAAUACUGUAAAUAAUACUUUUAUAAAUCAUCACCAUAUACAAGCCCCCUAGUUAUGGUUCUAUUAAAAAUUUAACCAACAUCAGUAGUAGUACAGCACAAUCUCUGAUAUAAAUUUACAGUUUUCUACUAUUCAUAAUCAUAAUCUGCUUGUGCAAUAUCAUUUACAGCCGAGGACUGAGAUUGACAUCAGGUCUACACUUCCAGAUGUUAAAGACUGUUGGUGAUGUAACAUAUGAGUGUAUUUUGUACAUUUUUGUUUUCCAGCUCUAUGGUAGCUCCUGCAAUCCUCCUGUAUGGUCAUUGUCCGUCUGUCUGUCUUUCUGCGGUGUGUGUGAGCAGUGUGUGAUAUUGGACAAUCAUGGUAUUGUGUGGAUCAGAUUAUCAGAGUAUGCCCUUUACUGAAGUGGCAGAAUCCACUGUAUUCUGAUUGGGCUGGAUAGAUGUAUAUGGUUAAUAUGGCAGUGCACACUAUAGGUCUAUUGUUUUAAAUAGAGAAUUUACUAAAUCUUACAAAUCGUUAAAACUGCAGUGAGAUAAAUGUGAAGUUAAAUUUCUAUGGAUUACUGUUACUUUAUAACUACAAUCUUGCCAAAAUAAUAGCUUAGGUAGGUCUGCGUUACAUAAAUGAUCUUUAUAAUGUGAAAGUCAGCCUCAUAUAAAGACAUACAUACUGUAAUGUAAAAUGGGAAUAUGGAUAAACUUUCUUUAAGUGAAGUUGCUAGCUGAAGAACAGUUUGAUUAAUGUUGUUUCUGGGUUAAAAAAGCCUCUGGGAAGACUUUAUGUAAUAUAUAUAUAAGGUGUAUAUAUUUAACUUUUUGUGUAACCCUCAACUUGGGGGUUAUGUGAAACAUUUAGCAAAUUUUAAAUAGAAAAUGCAAAGCAGGAAUAUGAUAAAACACUCCUCAUAUAUCAUCAAAAUGCACUUUUUACACCUCUCUGAGAACUGGGUGGGCGUAGUCAUAAUUUUCUAAUGAGUGUGCGUGACUGACAGCUGUCUAUCACUGGCGAACGAAGGUUUAUUUAAGUUCAAUUUAAGCUCUCAAUGCACACAAUGCACUAAGAUGGUUGGUAAGCGACAGCUCACCAACUUGCCAGUUCUGGUUGCUCAGACUCGAAGAGAGAGGGCGGAGCUAUGUUAACUUUGGUUAGAAUUGGUCAUGGUUCCCAUGGACCCACUUUUAGCCCCGCCCAUAUCACACCCAGAGGAGAGUGAUAGUGGUGAAAUACAUAACAUUUUUAAUAUGAGAUAUUAAUAAGAAAUACUUUGUAUAUUUACACUUGGGACCCUGAACAAAUCUCACAUAUAGCUUCCCAGAGGCUUUAAACCAACACUUUAUUAUGUUACUGUUAAUAAAAGGUGUAAUCGUUUCGUAAGGGAUUCAGAACAUUGAUUUUUUUUCUGUUUAUUUCUCAAAGCCUUAACAUGUUUGUGUGUGCAGUAAAUAUUCAGCAUGUAUUUAACUAUCCACAAAUAUCCACAGAGUCCUGUGUGUGGUGACACGACAAGGUGUAAAGGUCAUAGGACAAAAAGCAACUGCUUGGAGUUUGUAAAGUUGCGUGUUCUUGUUUUGUUUGUGUUUCGUCUUAAAACUAUGCCGUUAUGAAUUUCUGAUAUUCAUAAUGGGCUCAUUUCUGUGUCUUUUUUACUCUUUGGAAGAAGCUUCUCCAUUUGAAGUUGAACUGAUCAAGAUUUCAGCUUCAUUGCAUUGUACAUAACUACAGUCCAAUUUAAUUAUAUUUCAUUUACGCUAUGUUUUAGAAACGUAUAUUAUUAUUCUAAUUUUUAAUAAUAUUAUUAUUAAUAUUUGUUUAGUGUCUUUUGAAUAACAAGCCUGACAUACCUGAGAAAUCCAAGUAAAUUAUAUGGACAUAGUGGAUACAUCUUUUGUGUAACUUUUAAUACUUCUCUCAAUAAACUCAUUUAAAUCAGA
Molecule: messenger RNA, 6817 nt
Organism: Astyanax mexicanus (Mexican tetra)
Lineage: Eukaryota; Metazoa; Chordata; Actinopteri; Characiformes; Acestrorhamphidae
Gene: pou6f1
Product: POU class 6 homeobox 1
Exons: 11
Coding region: 2347-4116 (589 amino acids)
Biological process (GO): regulation of transcription by RNA polymerase II
Molecular function (GO): RNA polymerase II cis-regulatory region sequence-specific DNA binding; DNA-binding transcription factor activity, RNA polymerase II-specific
Source: RefSeq, a predicted model, not a curated record